Messenger RNA from Sitodiplosis mosellana (orange wheat blossom midge), 2738 nucleotides. RefSeq names its product venom carboxylesterase-6-like. The transcript has 9 exons. The record is from RefSeq and is a predicted model, not a curated record. The coding region runs from base 226 to 1983 and encodes 585 amino acids. NCBI's taxonomy places the organism in Eukaryota, Metazoa, Arthropoda, Insecta, Diptera, Cecidomyiidae.
CGACGCAAUGAAGUGAAUUGAACAAAAUUAGCGUUCAUUUUGGUUUUUGAACAAUCAAUGCGGUGUGAUUGUGAAAAAAGUAUACAGACAACAGACCUUGAUAACAGGCUAAAGUGAUAAGUUAUCUUGGCAACUUCUAGAAGAGUGCCAAUAGCUCGAAAAUUGUUCAACUGAAAAUUGAAUCAUUCAUUAUUCAGCGAAUUCAUUUAAGGCACAACACUAGAAAUGGAAUGGAUUGUAUCGCUGUGUUUGGUGCUGUUUCUGUCAUUGAAUUGUGUGUGCACCACCAGUACUAGCAGUAGCAGCAGUAGCAGUAGCAGCCACGAAGAGAAUGAUUUGUAUAGAACGGUGGAAACACACGAUGGUGCUGUUCGUGGGCUGCGAAAAUAUACGCUCUUCCAAAAUGUUAGAUAUUACGCGUUCCUGGGCAUUCCAUAUGCAGAGAAGCCAGUAAAUCAUUUACGAUUCAAGGCGCCAAUACCGAUAGCUGCAUGGAAACCAAAAGUGCUCGACACAUUUCAUUAUGCAAACUCUUGCAUCCAGCAAUCGUUUGCUCUUGGUAACUCUGGACCUGAAUCCGAGGAUUGUUUGUAUCUCAAUAUUUUCGUACCAGCACACAUUAAAUCACAGAAAAAACUGCCGGUAAUUUUCUACAUUCACGGUGGUGGAUUCGCCGAAGGUUCGGGCAAUGAUUUUUUCUUCGGUCCCGAUUUUCUAUUGGAGAAAGGCUUGAUCGUGGUGACGACUAAUUAUCGAUUGGGCACAUUUGGCUUCAUGUCUCUCAAUACAAAGCAUCACUCGGGCAAUAUGGGCCUGAAGGAUCAAUACACUGCAUUAAAAUGGACACAUCACAAUAUUGGGGCGUUCGGAGGACACAAACAACGAAUUACAAUCUGCGGUCAGAGUGCAGGUGCUGUAUCGACUCAUUAUCAUGUUCUCUUUCAUCAAUCACGAAAAUUAAUUCGUGGCGCAAUUUGUUUGAGUGGUUCAGCAUUUCUGCGCUAUGCGUAUUUGGAUGAAAAGAGUCACGUGAAGAAAAUGUACGAUUUUGCUCGCAAGAGCAAUGCAUCUAUUCAGCACAUGGACCAAUUGGUCGAUUUUCUCGAACGUGUGCCAUCACAACAAAUUGUAGAUUCACUUUCGCAACAAUCAUAUGGUCGAACGUUGAUUUUUGACUGGGCACCAGUUAUUGAAAACAAAUCAGCAAUUGAACCAAUUUUAACCAAAACUCCGCAGGAAAUGUACGAUAGUAAUCGUCAGUUGAAUGUCAAUACAAUGUUUGGAUACACCAAUAACGAAUGCCUUGGAUUGGUUUGGAAUGAUGUUUCAAAUUCAACUCGUUUAAAUGAAUUUCUCAAAGAGUGCAAUUUAGUAUUGCCGGUACACAAACUGAAGCCAGACUUCAAAUCAAGAUCAUAUCGUCGACUAACAAACCGAGUGUGCAGUCAUUAUAUGCACAAUGUUACCACCGAUCAUGAUAAAGCUGUGCAAUUCGUAAACAUGAUAUCCGAUUUGAAUAUGGUCACGCCAAUCGAUCGAGCGGUCAAAACACAAGCAAGGCACUCAAAACGACCAACAUUCUACUAUCAAUUCUCUAUCGCUGGUAAAUUGAACUAUAUCAAACAUAUACUGAAGACUAAAUGGCCGGGAGCUAUUCACUGUGAUGAUUUGUGCUUCAUUUUUCGAUGCCAUUCAAUUGAUUCCGUGUAUCGUAACAUCAUGGAAACGCUAAAUCAUGAUGAGAUCAGCAAAAUUAGCUAUGAUACCGUUCAACACAUGACACAAAUGAUCGCCAAUUUCGUUAAACACGGGCGACCCACUGUUGAUGGUAGGCCAACCAGAGGAUACCAUCCGGUUUGCGGUCGGCAUGUCAAUUUUCUUGACAUUACAAAUACUGCUAUGAUUCCAGGUGUAUCACCGAAGAAAGAGGCCAUUCGUUUUUGGAAUCGCAUCUUGCAAAAGGCAGAAGCGCUUGUUCACUAAUCUUUUUAUUUUCAUAGAUUUGGAUUGGACGAUAUGAUAAUAUGAUAAGAUUUCGGAACCAAUUAAUAAGAUCAUUUUAACGUAAUCAAUUCAACUGAAACAACAUUUCAUUCAAAGUAUAUCAAUGAAAUUGUCCAUUAACUUUACUUUCAAUGCAUUCAUGUUAUCAUUAUUUGGAUUUUUUUUAUUUUCAUAGUAUUAUAAUUAUAAAAAGAAUAAUAGAUACAUAACCCAUUCAUUUUCACUAAACUGAAGUAAUAACCAUUGAAUUUUAUGAGUACACAUUUUUUUUUGUGAUGAUCGUAACGAUAGCAUAGUCAUUCUCCAAAAUGUUGCUAAACAUUUUCAGCCAGACACUCAAUUACAAUACAAAAAAGACGGAAAUCAUUGUGUCUGUAUAACACAUCCAUACUAUUUUUUUUACUUUCAUACGCGAUUGUUAACAUUGUACACAUACAAAAUACAUUGUACACAUACAUAAUAGUGUUGCUAUCUGCAAAGUUGAUAUAAUAUCGAAAAUAAUUGAAGAGGCUGGUUGUAUGUAGACUAUAACUGAAGUCACGUGCACUUGAUAUUGAAUUAAAAUCAAUGACAAAAGCUGUUGGAUGAAACAUUCUAUCUCUGCUAUAUAUAAUAAGAAUAUUAGUUAAAACGCUAUAUAAUGAGUAAUUGAUUUAUAAUCAAGUUCUGUCUACUGUUCUAAAGUUAAAAUUACCACGUUAUCAAAUUAUCACUCGAUUUGAUUUUUCAAUGCA